UCUAGGGUUUUUAAUCUACGGGCGCUAUAUAAUGCUCUCCCCUCCCACCCGCCGCCGGCUCUGCAUCUCCUUCUUCCAGUGCGAUUCCAGCCGCCGCCGCCGCCGCCGUCGCGAGAAGACGAACUCGGCGACUCCCAGGUCCCAAGAGGAAGAUGCCGAAGCAGAUCCAUGAGAUCAAGGACUUCCUUCUCACCGCCAGGAGGAAGGAUGCCCGUUCUGUGAAGAUCAAGAGGAGCAAGGAUGUUGUCAAGUUCAAGGUGCGCUGCUCCAAGUACUUGUACACCCUCUGUGUCUUCGAUGCAGAGAAGGCAAACAAGUUGAAGCAGUCUCUCCCGCCAGGUUUGAGCGUCCAAGAGGUCUGAAGAGACAAGACAACAUCUUGAUGAACUACGAAAGCAUCCUUGUCAUUUGUAGAGCAUGCUCUUCUAUGUACCUCUGGACCCUAAGCAAUUAGACUUGUCAGCCAUCGAUUUGUUGAUCACAAAUUUUGGGAGAAAUACCUUUUUGCCUA
Phragmites australis (common reed) is the source of this 511-nucleotide messenger RNA. RefSeq names its product large ribosomal subunit protein eL38z/eL38y. The record is from RefSeq and is a predicted model, not a curated record. The transcript is spliced from 3 exons. Bases 153 to 362 code for a protein of 69 amino acids. Lineage: Eukaryota; Viridiplantae; Streptophyta; Magnoliopsida; Poales; Poaceae. Gene Ontology annotation, molecular function: structural constituent of ribosome. Gene Ontology annotation, cellular component: ribosome; cytosolic large ribosomal subunit. Gene Ontology annotation, biological process: translation; protein-RNA complex assembly.